Larimichthys crocea (large yellow croaker) is the source of this 3495-nucleotide messenger RNA. RefSeq names its product activating signal cointegrator 1 complex subunit 2 (gene ascc2). NCBI's taxonomy places the organism in Eukaryota, Metazoa, Chordata, Actinopteri, Sciaenidae. The transcript is spliced from 19 exons. The record is from RefSeq and is a predicted model, not a curated record. Bases 164 to 2467 code for a protein of 767 amino acids. Gene Ontology annotation, biological process: regulation of DNA-templated transcription. Gene Ontology annotation, molecular function: ubiquitin binding.
UCAGAAACAACAAAUCUACGUCACUUCCUGGCCCGACACAGGUGAUUAGAAAACGUUUGGAAACUGAAAUCGGAAAGUCGUGACGACUUUGAUGACAUGGCUUGAAAAGAGUCGCAGACAGUCGCGUUGAGAGAAUAAAAAUAAAAAUAGAGAGGGAGAAGCCAUGGCCUGUGCCCGAGUGCCACUGGAUGAGCAGCAGGUGACUGAGCCUGGUCCAAUGGGAAAAGAGCACACACUGCCUGCACUGCACCCGGUCAGGAAGGAGGAGCGCUGUUUUGUGCCUUACAAGUCCCCGCCAGAAGACGGCUCUCCCGCUGAGGUGGAGGAGUUUUUGGAACAUGCCAAAUUCAUCACAGAGGACCUGGAGUGGCUGCUCGCACUGCCCCAUGACAAGUUCUGGUGUCAGGUGGUAUUUGAUGAGUCUCUGCAGAGGUGCUUAGAUUCAUACCUGCACCAUGCUCCUCGUGGACUAGACCUCAGCACCCUGCCCUCCUCCCCGGCGGUGGCCGACAUGCAGCGCUCUGUCCACAGGUUGGUCUUUUUGACCUUCCUCAGGAUGGCCACACAUAAAGAGUCCAAGGAGAACUUUAUCACGCCGGCUGUAUUUGGAGAAAUUAUCUAUGAGAACUUCCUCUUUGACAUUCCCAAAAUUUUGGAUCUGUGUGUCCUUUUUGGAAAGGGCAACAGCCAGCUGCUGCAUAAGAUGAUAGAGAACAUCUUUACACAGCAGCCGUCUUACUACAGUGACCUGGAUGAGACGGUGCCCACUGUGUUACAGGUGUUUGACACCAUCCUAGAUAAGUGUGGUCUACACUGUGAAGGGGCCACAGCCAUGGAGCCGAUGAAGCUGAGCGCACACAAACAGCCCACUGCCAUGACCAUGAGCCAGCAGGAACUUGCAGAUCUUAUUUUGUACCUCUGUGACUCGACCACCACCAUCCAUGCCUUCCUGGACAUCUUCCCUGCUGCUUGCUCCAGUUUCCACUCCCACGGACUCCUCAGCAGACUGACCUCGUUUUAUGAGACCGCUGUGCCUGACCUCGAGAAGGCAGUGAGGAAGAGAAACUUUGAUGAUAAAGGUCUUCAGGAGGACUUGUGGAGAAGGUUAUCACACUCUUGUCGCAAGAUGGUGGAAACCGCUCACCUGCUGCUGCAGCACACCUGUUUACAGCCAAUCCUGGAGGGGGGAGAAAUCAUGCUAACAUUUGCAGAGGAGCUAUUACAACAUUUCACAUCUUUUUUAACUGAGAAAAGGUUCUUGACAGAUUAUGAUGAGCAGUUCCCCAUCGCAGAUGAUGUCAGCCUCCUACAGCAGGCCCUCCCUGUCAUUGAUGAGACCCGGACGUCGUACCUGCUUCAGGGGGUGGAAAGUGCCUGGGACAAUGUAGGGCGACGGAAACCACAGAGCCAGAUACAACACAAAGUCCCCUCAGCCUAUCAGGGAGCAGCGGGCGGUGCUGUUGCUUCUUCAGCUGGCUUUAAAGAUCCGGAGGACAGAGAAACAGGAGGAGGAGGAGAGAGUCUGAGGGGAGCAGAGGCCAUGUUGGAGGUUCCUCAAAAAGGAAACAAUGGUGCAGUGUGUCCAGUGAGCGGGGCAGAGCUAGAGUCUCUGCUGUCGUUAAUCAGGGACCUGCUCCCUGAUUUGGGCGAAGGCUUCCUGCUGGCCUGCCUGCAAGAGUACAACUACAACUCUGAGCUGGUCAUCAACAACAUCCUGGAGGACCGCUUGGCCCCCAACCUGGACAAACUGGACCGAGCCAUGCCAAGGCCGGUGAAAGAGGAGCUUUCAGAUGUUCUGAACGUUAGAUCCAACGUGUUUGAUGAUGACGAGUUUGACGUCUUCCGCAGGGACCAGGUGGACAUGUCCCGCAUCUGGAAGGGAAGGAGGAAAGGUGCGAACACUCGAGAGAUGCUGAACGACAAGCAGCACAUAGAGGAGCAGAGAGCUCGUUAUCAGGCCUAUGAGACGGUGGUGGAUGAGGUUAUCAUUGAACCUGGUGAAAGUGCGGCCACCUACGACCUGGACGACUACGAUGACGAGUACGAUGACACCUACGACAUGAACCAAGUUGGAGCUAAUGACCUGGAUGGAGACAGUCUGCUAAACAGAAGGCCUUUCACAGUCCCACUGGUACUGAGACAAGGAAACAAACCAGAAGAUGAUGAGGAUGGUGUAGAUGAAGAGGAAGAGGAGACUUUAUCGAACAAUGUAAACAGGGACCAGUUUGUGCAGGACCCGGCUCUGCUGAGGGAGAGGGCUGAAGCUAGAAGAGCUGCUAUGCAGCAAAAGAGAGGUUUCCGACCAGAGCGCCGCAGUAACGUGGUGGGCCAAGCCAAAGGUCAGGGACAAACCCAGGAAACGACCCAGGACCGACGCAGAAAGGAGGCGAACAAGAGUCGUGUGUCAAACCACAACCGCCGCACAAUGGCCGAUCGCAAGAGGAACAAAGGCAUGAUCCCCUCCUGACCCGUGUGAUAACAACCUGCUGCUCGAACCAAACAGACUCAUGGUAGGAGGGAGGGACGUGUGAGUCAGCGAAAGUAAAGAAACUGGGGCUUCGUUGUUGUGUUGCGUUUACAGGUUGUGACUUUGGUGCCUGCAGUUUGUCCCCACGAUCACACCUUAGACCUCAAGUCGCUGUCUUUGCUCGAAAGGAAACCAACAGAUGGUUUCAGUUGUUAACUGAUGAAAGGUUGAAAUGGUGCAUUAGUUUAUCAACUUCCGUAAUCACAACUUUUAUAAUCAGAAGCCAGCUUGCUGAAGUGUGAGACUCUGAACAUCUACUUUUAGCGUUUGAGCCUAAAGGACGUUCACCUUCUUUGGCUCAAAUGAUUUUCUUUUAUAGUUAACUAAAACCCAAAGUCCUGAGCGUGAGCCAGAGACUGAGGACAAAGAAUAAGACCUUUUUAUUUUUGCCAAGUAACAAAUCAGUUUAUUGAGAUCCAGAGUGAUGGAUCUUUGACAUCAUCAUCAUUAAAUAGACAACAAAGGAAUAAAAGAAAGCAACAACCAGAGUUUUGGAGAGACUGAGAUCCUUCUUUAGCUGGAAGAACAAUUACUAACCUGGUGAACAAGUCUGGACAUCAGCGGCAGAGUGCGUUGCUCUUACUACUCGUCCUGUACGAGUAGCUUGUGUGACUACUGCUUGCGUGUAACAUUCAAGUGCAUGCAUGUGACGUCAUCCACCUAAUUCACACCACUGUUGUCCAGCCUUCGUGAAAACGUAACAAACAAGUCUCGAAAAAAGGAAUCUAUGACCACCUCAUAAAGAUGCUGUUGUUUGUGUUUGGAAGCACGUGCUGCACAGAGGCCUCGUGUCUCUCAGACUAGCUGUGGGCAAACUUCCUACAUGUUGCCAUGCACACACUAUUUUCUAUAAAGAGAACAGAUCUAUCAGAGCGUUUUGUAACAAAAAAAGCACAUGUAAUGGCUUUUUGGAGUUGACAUUGCAAAAAUUAAAACAUGAAAUAAAUACAAUAAUACUAUGUUUUUGA